AGCAGCGGUGGUAUGUUCUGGUGGAGCAGUCGGAUGCUCUGGUGGAACGCUUGCGAGACAAGCAAUCCAUUCCGUCCACUAUUGAGAAAGAGAAAGGGGCGGUGAUAGAGGAAGAGACAUGGCUUCUAAAGAGAUAACUGCCUCUUGUUUCGUCAGUGUGAGCAGGGAUAUUACAGAGAGUAUCAGGAAGAUUAUAGACAAGUCCUCAAUCAAGUUUAUACGUGGCAUUAAGCUUGAAACCAAAAAUGGCAAAUCAGAGGAUAGGAUACUGGUUCUCACAACAUGGAGACUCUAUCUCUUGGCUGCCAAGGUUCCAACAAAGAUAGAGCUGACAUUUAACUUCUUGGAGAUCCGAGCCAUGAACAGUCACCCAGAGCCUAAGGUCGUCAUAGACACGGACAAGUCCACUUAUUCCUUGAGGCUUCAGUCACGUGACCACCUCAAUCAUGUGGUCAGCCACGUUAACUUUGCCCUGUCCAGAAUAUUUAACAACUCUGUGUUUGCUCCCUCCAUCUGUCAUUCAGACAGUGACCUUUCUGAGGGAAGCAAGAAGUACUCCCCCAGCUCAGAGACGUCUGUGGAAACCCAGAGGGCCUGUGGUAAGAGACGCACAGGCAGGAAGGCAGGAGGGUUUUCAGAGACCUACGCUGCCCUGUGUGACUAUAAUGGAAUCAGCUGCAAGGAGGAAGUGCAGUGGGAUGUGGACACUAUCUAUCACUCCCAAGACAACAGGGAGUUUAAUCUAGUGGACUUCAGCCACCUGGAGAGCAGGGACUUGGCAGUUAUUGUGGCCUCAAUGGCAUACAACACCUGGUUCACCAAACUAUACUGUAAGGACCUACGCAUAGGGUCAGAGGUCACUGAGCAGGUUCUGCACACGCUCAGUAAGUCCUCCAGUCUGGAAGAGAUCACUCUGGAGAAUGCUGGUCUCAAAUCUGACUUUCCGCAGAAGCUGUCAGUUGCGCUCUCAGAGAAUCCUGCUUCUGUCAUCCACUCUCUGAAUCUGGCCCACAACACACUGGACAACCAAGGUGUGGCUAACCUCAUCCAGCAGGUGUGUCGCCUCAGCAAAGGACUGCGUCUCCUCAACCUCUCCAAGACCUCCCUCAACUCCAAAGGUGUGGUGUCUCUGUCUCAGGCGCUGUGCUCCAGUGAUGAGUAUUCUAACUCUCUGCUGCACCUGGACCUGAGCAAGAACCCUGGGGUCCUGUCUGGGGAGGAUGCCUCGAAUCUGUACCAUUUCCUGUCCCAGCCUAAUUGUCUGGUCCAUUUGGACCUGUCUGGCACUGACUGUUCUGUUGACUCUCUAUUUGGGGAUCUGCUGAGGGGGUGUUGUGCCGAUCUCUCCUACUUGAAUCUCUCCAAAAAUUCCUUCUCCCACAGGAAAGUGAAGGAGACCCUGCCGUUGUUCCGUCAGUUCUUCAGCUCGGCUUUCAGUCUCACUCAUGUCAGCCUGGCCUCGAUGAAGCUGCCGCCUGAGGCCCUGAGGUCUCUCUUCAUCGGUCUGACCACAAACCCUCACAUUAAUGACCUACACCUGGACAUCAGUGGCUGUGAGCUGAAAUCUGCAGGAGCUUCUGUGAUCCAGGAGCUGUUCCCCAGGCUCUCCUCCAUCGCCACGCUGGACAUCUCAGACAACGGGCUGGAUGCAGACCUUCUCUCAGUUCUACCAGCUCUCUCCAGACACACCUCCCUAAAGCACCUGUAUCUGGGCAAGAACUUCAACAUCAAGAGCAGGGUGCUGGAUGAAAUCCUACACAAGCUGGUCCAACUCAUACAGGAGGAGGAGUGUGCCCUCCAGUCCCUCUCCCUGGCUGACUCGCGGCUGCGUUCUCGGGGCACAGUGCUGGUAAACGCUCUGGGCAGCAACACCUGUCUGCGUAAGGUGGACCUGAGUGGGAACAGCCUGGAGGACAUUGGAGCCAAGAUGCUGAGCAAAGCCCUGCAGAUCAACACCACACUCAGGAGUGUGACAUGGGAUCGUAACAACACCUCAGCUACAGGAUUCCUGGAUGUGGCUCGAGCCCUUGAACAUAACUUCACCUUGCAGUACAUGCCCCUCCCCCUCAGUGACAUCAGCCAGGCGUACCGUAGUACCCCCGAGAGGACAGAGCAGGCACUGACCAAGAUCCAGCGUGCUCUGCUGCGGAACAACCAGACUCAGCGCUUCUCUCAGAGACAGGCUCUACGGCUGCACCAGGGCCUGGUCACCAGCACUGCUGAACAGGUGAUGGAGCGUCUGACUGUGCGGGUGCUACAGCAGGUGUGUGUGCUUCGUGGAGUAGGGGAGAUGGAGGAUAUUCAAGCUGCUAAACAAGUGCUGAAGGAGGCCAGGAACUCCCGUGCGCUGUACCCCUCUCUCUGUGAGCUAGCUCAUGUACUGUCAGUAGACGGGCCAGUCAGACAGAGACUGGACUCACUGGCAGGAGAACUGGCCAAAGCAGCUGACAAGGAACUACAGGUGAUUGUUGACUCCAUGGUGUCUCUCUGUCGUGAGCUGUGCCCGCUGUCCUCCUCUGCAGCGGAGAGAUUGAGUCCUCCGCUCUCGUCUGUCUCGGAGCGCGUCUCCAUCCCUCUCUCCACCAUCCGCACAGCCUUGAUGGAGAGAGCAGAACAGGACAUUCACCGAGUGCUGGAGGAGGUGAAGCUCUCAGUGGUCUCCUAUCUCACCAACUCCAUUGUAGAUCAGAUCUUGCAGGAGCUCUACGCCACCCACAAGACCCUGACACGUCAGGUGUCCCAGGUGAAGCGCUGGGAGGUGACAUGUGACGGAGGAACAGGUCUGAGGUCACACAGACACAGAGACUCUCUGGACAUCACAGACGAUGAGAUGGGCACCAGUAUAGUGAGCAUUGUGUGUUGGGAUCGUCUGCCUAGGGACACACUUGCCAUUAAGAAGCGUAGCUCUAGAACUAGACGUAUACGACCCGUCUCUACCAGGCUUAGCCUGUGUGAUGACUCCAGCUCCUCCCCACCGUCCUCUUCUUUCUCUUCUUUCUCGGCCCUCUCGUGCUCUGCAUCCUGGGAGGGGCUGUCUGCGCUCCCUACCCAGGGUGCACCUCUCCAUCAUGUGACACGGGUUAGGCCGAGGCCCCCACGGAGGCACCGAGCAGGACACGCCCCCUCUGACACACAUUGCAAUGAAAAUGGAGCUGUCACCCCUCUUGAUCAUGGACUCCCAGAUUUCUACACCAAGAGAGUCCUCCCUGAUAGUCAGUUGUCCUCUCUCCAUAAAGCCCACUCUCUCAGGCGAAAGAAGAGACGCAAUAUGCUGGCCAUCUUUGGUUUCCGUAGGAACCGCAACUCAACGCUCUCCAAUCAGGGGCCAGAGUCUGGCAGAGACGGGUGUGGGGAAGAGUGUUGCACUGUCGCCACGGCACCGACAGGGACAGCCACUGAGAAUGUCUACACGCUGCUGCAGCCCCCUCACUCUGCUGCCAGGGCAGGCUCUCCUGGUGAGGGGGGUGAGGUGGAGGACCAGAGGGGGGAGGAGCCAGUGGGCCAGAGCCUGCAGCCAGUGCAGAGCAUACCACCAGGCAGCAGACACCCCUUCUACUCACCCAGCCAGCCAUCAGAGCUAGAGACAGAGCACGAGCAACCUGCAGAUACAGACAGACAGUGGACAGAGGACAGACAGGCGGACAGACAAUGGAUAGUUGACAGACACACACAGAGACAGAUCGACAGACAGUUUGAUCGAGAUAGACAGUGGACGGUGAGCAGAAAACAGACAGACAGAACGUGGGCAGAGGGUCGACUGACAGACAUACAGAUAGACAGACAGUGGAUAGACAGCUGGCAGUCAGGGAGACAGACUGACAGACAAGCCCAGGGACAACAUCUAGCUCAGAGACCUCUGCCCCCUUACCUAUCAGACAGGACUCCAUCACCUAAAAGUGAGACUGACUCCCAGAAAAACAUGGAGGCAACCAUGGACAGACAGAAUUACUCUGACACACAGACGGACAGACAUCUGCGCUCAGACACUGCUGUAGGACAGGUGGAAGGGUGGAAGGGUGGAGAAGGGUUUCCCCCUGGACGGGUUUCUACGAGUGCAUCUAAACCAGACCCUCCUCCCAAGAGCAGCAAACCCAACCUGUCCAAACUGAGACAGAGACAUCUACAGGAGAGCUCUGGGGCCGAGGAGGAAGCAGGUGGAGAGAGGGAUGGUGGAAGAAUGGAAAGGAAAGAGAGAGAUAGAGAUGCAGAGGGACAGCCUCCUCCUAUUCCUGAAAAGCCAAAGACGUCAUCCUAUGUGUCUUCUCCAAACGAGUAUGCCAAUGAAAGGCCGAUCCAGCCUCCUGCACCAUCUGCAUUCAGAAAGCCAGUGUUGGGAUUGGCUGACAGGGCUGUCAGCCAAGGUGAGGAAGCAGUGAGGCCUCAAGCCCCAGUGAAACCCCAGAGGAACAGAAAGGCUAUGUCUUGUGACACAGGCACUGACAGGGAUAGCCCUAAUAAUCUUGAGAAGCCCCCAAAUCGCAAACCCCCUGUGAAAAAACCUAGACUACCCCAGAACAGAAACAAAUCCUUGGACUAUCCUGACAGUGUCAACUCAGUGUCUGGUAACAGCGAGCUGUUGUGAUGGCGAUGGAAUUCAGCUGCUUCAGACCGACCAGCCAGAGGGUUGUCAUGACAACUGGGCAGCAUUUUGUCCAAUGUGAAGAGGAGAAAGAUGGGAGGGAAAGUCUAGACUCUAUAGAGAGAGGGGACACAGAUAGAGAGAGAGGGGGAGGGGAAGAUAAAUGGCUGAGAGUGCAAAAUGAUAAGGACAUCGCCAAGCAUCACUUACCUACUGCAUUAUUAUUGGAACACACACAGCUUAUCACUAGUCAGUCUCUGUCUGUACCUUGCCUUCACUGUCUGUUUUCCUGUCAUCUCAAUAGAAACCUGCUGAACUGUUUUGCAGCUAUUCAAAUGGUAGUUUCUACUUUUGAACAUCAAAUUCAUUGUUGUCUGCACUUAAAGAAUUGCUAAAACACUGUCAUGCUACAAUGCCAAGGGGCCAAACAUUGGAACAUUGUUAUUAUUAUUAUUCAGAGUUACACUUUAUUUUGUAUUAUUCAUAUAAACUAAGCUGGACUAAAGAAAGGAAUUUGUCUUUAUUAGAAUGUUAUGCAUUUUGACUGCUGUGAAUGUUGAUUGCCGUGGUUGAAACUUGAAAAUGAGUUGUUGCUUAUUAUUAAAUGAAACUUUUAUUUCUAUCUAGUUCUGCUGUCAUGGACUGAAAGGUAAUAUAUUUUAUAGAAAAAUUCAAUUGCAAAAUGAUGUAUGAGUAUACUGUAUGAAUGAAUAAAAUGCUGUACUGGAAGACA
Molecule: messenger RNA, 5312 nt
Organism: Coregonus clupeaformis (lake whitefish)
Lineage: Eukaryota; Metazoa; Chordata; Actinopteri; Salmoniformes; Salmonidae
Product: capping protein, Arp2/3 and myosin-I linker protein 3
Exons: 40
Coding region: 119-4582 (1487 amino acids)
Biological process (GO): regulation of Arp2/3 complex-mediated actin nucleation; cell migration
Cellular component (GO): plasma membrane; lamellipodium
Source: RefSeq, a predicted model, not a curated record